This is a messenger RNA of Striga hermonthica, 1053 nucleotides long. Lineage: Eukaryota; Viridiplantae; Streptophyta; Magnoliopsida; Lamiales; Orobanchaceae. The record is from the annotation of a GenBank genome assembly.
AUGUCGUUGGCGAUUGGAUGUUCUUCUCUCAAAACUACUCAUCAAGUUGGGGUGCAAAAAUGGAGGCCACCCAGAGCAGCUGUGGGUUCCAAUUUCCAUCUCCCAAUGCGUAGUUAUGAAGUUAAAAAUCGGACGGACAUUGAUAAGAUAAAGGCUCUGCGGCUGAUUACGGCCAUCAAAACGCCAUACCUUCCUAAUGGCCGCUUGGACUUGGAGGCAUACGACGCGCUCGUAAACAUGCAGAUCGAGGGUGGGGCCGAAGGGGUGAUUGUGGGCGGGACCGCAGGUGAGGGGCAUAUCAUGUCAUGGGACCAGCACAUCGUGCUCAUCGCCCACACGGUCAACUGCUUUGGUAGCUCGAUCAAGGUCGUCGGCAACACUGGUGAAGCCAUCCACACCAUCUACGCCACCGAACAAGGCUUCGCCGUCGGCAUGCAUGCCACCCUUCACAUCAACCCCUACUACGGCAAAGCCUCCCUCGACGACUUCACCCUCCAUUUCGAGAAUGUCCUCCAAAUGGGCCCCACCAUUAUACACAAUGUGCCCUCCCGCAUGGGCCAGGAUAUUCCCUCAAGUGUCGUUCGAGCCUUGGCCCAGAGCCCGAACCUUGCAGGUGUGAUGGAGUGUUUCGGACAUGCCCGUGUCGUGGAGCACGUGGGUAGCGGGCUCGUCGUGUGGAGUGGGAAAGAUGACGAGUGCCACGACUCGAGGUGGGAUCACGGGGGCAGAGGUGUAAUCUCGGUCGUGAGCAAUUUGAUUCCGGGGUUGAUGAGGGAGCUGAUGUUUAGGAAGAGGAAUCCGGAGUUGAACGCGAGGGUUUUGCCUCUGGUGAAGUGGUUGUUUGAGGAGCCGAACCCAAUAGGGCUGAACACGGCCCUGGCCCAGCUUGGGGUCGUGAGGCCCGUCUUUCGACAACCAUAUGUGCCGCAUUCACUGGAGAAGAGGGUGGAGUUUGUGAAGAUUGUCCAGGAGUUGGGGAGGGAGAAUUUCAUCGGGGACAAGGAGGUUCAGGUUCUCGACGACGAUGAUUUUGUCUUGAUUAGCCGAUAUUAG